Molecule: messenger RNA, 1705 nt
Organism: Lymnaea stagnalis (great pond snail)
Lineage: Eukaryota; Metazoa; Mollusca; Gastropoda; Lymnaeidae
Source: the annotation of a GenBank genome assembly
GGUCCGACAAAAGUGAUGCUGAAUGAUUUUGUUCGCAUGAUCUGGGAGCAAAAAGUUGAGGCUAUUGUGAUGCUAACAAACCUAAUAGAGGAAGGGAAGGUUUGAAAGUUGUUCAAUGUAUACAGCUAAAAUAUUAUGGAUUAACGUUGUAUCUUUUUUAUGUCAUUAUAGUCGGUCAAAUUUAAAAAUAAUUUUAAAAAAAUAUUAUCAAUGUUAAGAGAUUUUCUUUACCUAACCCUCUUAAUAGGUAAAAUGUGAGAAGUACUGGUCCGAUGCUGGCGAAGCACAGUUUGGUGAGAUAACUGUCAAACUAGCAGCCACUAAAUCGUUUGCUGACUACAUAAUCAGGUCUUUCGAGAUGUUCAAGGUCAGACACUAUUCAACGGGUGUCUAAAAAAUGAAUAAUUUUAGGCAAUAAAAACGAUGUAUUGUUUUGGUUAUUUUAGCCGAAAUUCCUGAAAGCCUUCAGGCAUUUCAAAUAAGUUUUGAUAUUAUUCUAAUGAAUUAAUAAGCUCGUAUAAACACGAGAAUUAAUAAAAUAUAUUUUAUUUAUUCAGAGUGACAAAGAGGUGACCCGAACUUUCACACAGUUUCACUUCACGUCAUGGCCAGACAAAAGUGUGCCCGUAACGCCCUGGUCGUUGGUGGAGUUUCUGAAGAGAGUCUCUGCUCAAACUACAAAAAGUCCUGUGGUCGUUCAUUGCAGGUAUUGCGAGCGACUUUCAAUGGUUUAAACAAUAACAAGGUAUACUUUAGAAUAUGUGAUGUUACGAAUAUCAGCACAUCGGCAAAUAGACAGUUUUAUUUGGCUUCAACUUCGAAGUGGUUAAAUAAAAGCUGCUUCUUGUUUUCCGGGUGUGAUCUUAUCGUGUAAGGAUUCUAAAACAUUUAGAUACAGUUUUAUGAGCUAUAAAUGAUUCACGUGGUCUUAAAUAAAAAUUUAUUUUUUACACAUUGAUGUCGAGAUGCGAGUCUCCUGUAUGGCCAAGUCUUUCACUUCAUUCCGUUCGACAGUACAUCAGACAGUAACAGUAACCAAUGCAACAAACAUCUACCGGUUUGUUGCAAACAAACAUUUAUUUAAUCACAAUUCCAAAACUAUGGUUGAUACUUAAUUUCUGAGCAACAAUCAAAUCUUUUCAGCACAACACUUAGCAAUAUGCAAAUCACAACAGUCAAUAUAGCACAUCCGCCAUCUAUCUUCUCUAACAACAACGAAAACUAACGCAUCACUUCCCACUACACAACUACGUCACAACACUCUCACACAAACGAUACAGCUACACAUAAAAUCUUUUACUAAACAUCUUUUCCCAAUCAAACGUUGAAACAAUAAUCUACACAUAACCACAGUGAUUCUCAAACCCUUGACAACUGAAACAUUGUUGAUAUAAUAAUACAAAGAACCAAAUAAUAAUUUUCUUUUAUUUACCCUAAUUUUUCUUUAAAAAUAUAUAUUUUUUUUUAAAUAUCAUAAAAUUUUCAAGAAUUGUUACUAGAAAAAAAAAUAAAAAAUUAAGACUUAAUGGCUAUUUACAUUUUAAACAAUCCAAAACCUAUAUUCAGUGCUGGUGUUGGCCGUACUGGAACAUUCAUUGCGCUUCACAGCGUGAUUAGGCAGGCACAGGACACUGGUCGUGUAGACUUCUACCAAACCCUAGCCAAAUUGAGGCAGGACCGAAUAUUUAUGAUACAGACGGCAGUA